Toxotes jaculatrix (banded archerfish) is the source of this 5987-nucleotide messenger RNA. RefSeq lists its product as uncharacterized. The coding region runs from base 88 to 4932 and encodes 1614 amino acids. The transcript is spliced from 17 exons. Gene Ontology annotation, biological process: positive regulation of translation. The record is from RefSeq and is a predicted model, not a curated record. Gene Ontology annotation, cellular component: cytoplasmic stress granule; cytosol. Gene Ontology annotation, molecular function: mRNA 3'-UTR binding. Lineage: Eukaryota; Metazoa; Chordata; Actinopteri; Toxotidae.
AUCCAUUUGUCCCAGCUGAUCUGCAGGUGCAGUUAAUGCUUAGAGCGCUAGGUCCUGGAUACUACUACGUCUACCAGGCCGGAGAAGAUGGGCUGCUGCUUUAGUAAGGACCUGAACCCCGGCCCGCAGAAUGAGAGGAGUAAUCUGUUACAGCCCCCACACCAUGAUAGGCUGAGUGAGGUGACAGAGCAGGUCAGGCAACACGCUGCGGCUGUAGCUCAGCACGUGUGCUUAGAGGAAGAGGAAACAUGUGUGCCAGACGAACCGGCCCGAAGGAAACCUCUGGAAGGAGAGGACAGACAUCCAGAGCUGGACAACAGAGUUUGUACAAAGGUUGCCGUGGCCAACAGGGACAGCAGCACGCGGAGCGAGAGGGAUCUUAAACCAGCAAGCUCUCACGGGGAGAAGGAGGCUAUUAUUAUCACAACCAGCACAAACAUGCAUACAAACACGGACACAGAGGCAGGCAUGGCACACAUGGCCAGCAGUGAGCCGGCUCCCCGUAUGGAGGUGUCCACACACAGUCCAGUCAGACAGAAGAUUUUGGAGAACGCCACCAUCAGGGCUCAUUGGUUCAAUCAGCUCCCACAGGAGCAGAAGCCGAACAAACCCUCAGGUUGUUGGUCAGCUCCCGCCAGGUUAUCCUCUGCUACCUGCCUGGGCAGCGUUACUCUGAGUGAGGUGUCAGAUGACCAGCCGCUGCUGGUCAGUUUGUGUCAGGAGACACGGCACGAUUCCCCCAAAGAUCAGCACAACGAUGAGGAAGGCGAGGAAAUCUGUGUCGUCACGACACUGUGCCAAGGUUUUGAAACAAGGACCCAGAGAUUCUACAGCAUAUGUUCCAUUGACGCAGACGACCUUGAACAUGACCACGAUCACAGCCAGUCCCAAACAGCUGGAGCAACACAGUCACUGCUCACAGCUGAAGCAGAAACAGCUGCUCUGCCCCGCACAGAGGAGUCUCCGGCCCCCAGCCAGCCAAACAUAAAGGCAUCUACAGUCUGUGACCAGACAUAUGUCACAGAAUCAAAAAUGACCCGCCAGUCACAUGAUGAGGAAGCAGCGUCUGCACCGUCACAUGCUGCUGAACAGUCUUCCACCGUCCUGUCACAUACACACACCGAGAAUUCGCUCUCAGCAGAGCAGAGCACCUCAUCUCAACUUGUUGUUUCUCCACAGCUGGUAGACUCUCUGCCUCACCCUCUGCCUCACCCUCUGCCCCCAUGCAGCAGUCAGAUAAACGGUGAGCAGCCUCAGGCGUCCUCAUCACACAGCCCUCAGACUGAAGAUUUCAUUUGCAAGACAUCUGGAAAGGAUACAGAUGAAUCGAAGGAUGACAUGUUGAGUGCAUGUGUGGAGGAGGAGAAUGGGCGUGUGGUGAGUGACACUGUGAAGGGGUCAGAGCAGUGUGUGUGUGUGGAGCGUGUGUGUUCAGAGGAGCACACUUUGUACCGAGAGGACCACGGAGCAGCAGAGGAAACAGUCGCCGACUUCCAGGAGAAAGAGUUAAAUCCUCUGGAUCAUCAUCAUCUGCAUGAGCCUGACGUCUUCACUGAGAAACACACCCAAAGCUCACUAACAGCCUCUGAACCUCCUGAACUGGAUCCUUCCAGUCAGAGCCCCAGUUCUUCUAAACUGGACCUCAGACUGCUGCACGAGGAGGAGAACGGUGCUUUGCCUCUCUCUGGAGGACAGGCCAUCCCUGUGAGUACCUGCAGAAGCCACGGUGAGGAGGGUGAUGUUGUCCACAGCAGCACUGCAGAUACAAGUCUUACAGAGGUAUCGUCAGUGUCCACCGUCUCUGCUGCGUCUUCACUGCCCAUUGAACUCACUGCCUUCUCCUGUCACACAAAUUUGACAAGUCUCUCAGAUUUAACUAAAUCCACAUCUCGCCAACGCGACGCCGUCACAUCUGAUAAAUUAGAUGUUAAUUCUAAUGAUCCAACAUUUGAACUGAGCAACUUUAAGCCUCCUGGUCAAAAUGCUGAACCUCCAUUCACCGCGUCUGAGCGUAGCGAUGCCGGGUUUGAUUACUGUGACAAACAGGUUGGCAGCUCUGAUGUGAAAACCGAAGGUGAGGUGGCGUCCAGCUCAGACGAGCUUUUCCAGUGUGUCCUCAUGAGCGGAGACGACAGACCGGCAGUCAAAAAACCCAAACCAGAAUUUCAUCCGAGCAGCAAACAUGUUGAGCAAGGUGAUUUUACUGAAACGGGCCAAAACACUUUUCCCAUAGAGACGAGUGAUGAGAAGUGUGAUGUGUUGUCUGAGCACGGUGACCGUUGUCCAGCUGUAAGUACAAGCAGCACUCUUCAGGACCCUGAGGGCAGCGUUGAGGAUUCAGGUCUCGGCCCUCACACACAGCCUCCUCCUGCUGAAAGCGAGCCUUCUGUUACACCUUCCUCCUCUCCGCCUUCCUCUUCCUCAUCCCCCUGUACAUCUUUUGAGGGUGAGCUGAGUUUUUGUACUGCACCUGUGAGUGGAAGCAGCCAAGUCCAAAUCAGCCCUCGGCAGGAUACUGCCCACAGUUUACCUCAACCUGGAGAUUCAUCCCAGAGAAUUCACCUGGAGGAAGCUGAUGAGAUGAAGAUGACACAGGAGGAGCACCCUGUACAAACCAGUGAUAUUCCUCCAGAAACUCCCAAUGUUUCAGCUGCAGAGACACCGUCUGAAAGCUCUGAGGUCCAUGCUGACACCAGCAUCUGUGAAACAUACACGAUUCCUAAUGACUUGAGCUGUCAGGAUGACAGAACUUCGGUUUUGGACUGCCAGGAAGACCACACCAUGACCUCAGUGGACCCAGGUCAGAUUGAUGUUAAUGCCUCAACUCCGUCUUACGAGAUCCACCCGCUGGGUCAUGAACGGCCAUCGGCUCCCGAGGAGGGGGAGAGGGAAGGAGGGUUGAGGGAGAUGGUGUCUGAGCUGCUGGGAGAGGAUGCAGACUCCUCAGUCUGCCGCCUCUAUCCUCACCCCUGGAUCAAGCUGGGUCUGGAGGACAACUGUGAGGGGUGGGCUCAGGGGGCAUCUGAGACCCAGCCCAGCCAGGAUGAGAGCAAGACAGGCGCUGACGCAGAGCAGAUCCCAGCCUUGGUCUCAGAGCUCCAGCCCUCGAUGGCUCUAUUAGGAGCUUACCCCUACAGCACUGUGAUGCCUCAGGGAUCGUGUGUGUGGGACUGGCACACAGAUUGCACUCAGUCUGAACCAGUUGCUGCUCCUAGCCUUAACCCUGACGCUGAGGUAUGGAACCAUCACAACUUUAAUUUAGACGUCCAUGGCACUGCCUACCCGCAGGCUCAGCAGCCAUGGCUGCAAUUCUCCAACGAUCCGACCAAUCACGAAGGGUAUGUGCCAGAGUUUCAGCUGGAGAACGUGGGCCCGUUUGAAGCUGCGGCGGAUCCCAGCACACUGGAGUACCAGACACUGACUGCUGAAGCACCUAUAGUUAAUGGAGAGUCCAGUGACCCACCUGUCACAGAUGAGAUCAGAGAAGAGCUGAGGACAGUGCUGGAGUCCUGCCUGACCAGAGAGCACCUUGGCAGCGACCUGUACCUCACAUCUCAGAUGGACAGUGACCAGUACAUUUCCAUUGCAACUCUAGCCAGUCUCGACAAGAUCAAGAGUCUCAGCACAGACGUGGACCUUAUCUCCAACAUCCUGAAAUCCCUGCCGCUGGUCCAGGUGGCUCCGUGUGGACAGAAGGUUCGGCCCAGUCAGAGUCGGUGUGUUCUCAUCCUUCGUGAGAUCCCUAACACCACACCUCGUGAGGAGGUGGAGGCUCUCUUUGAUGGGGAGAACCUGCCAAGGUUCCUGAGCUGUGAGUUUGUAAGCAACGAUAACUGGUUCAUCACCUUCACAUCUGAAGCCGAUGCACAGCAGGCCUACAAGUACCUCAGAGAGGAGGUCCGGGUGUUUAAGGGAAAGCCGUUAAUGGUGAGGAUAAAGGCCAAAACCAUGGCAGUCACUUCCUAUGCUCCAAAAAAUGGCUACUUACCCACCCAGCUGGACCAGUGCGCCAGCCAUUACGGCUCCUACUUUCCCCCGACCACCUACCAGCAGCCCUGCCCCGCCCACAUGCCAGCACAACAGCUGUACGAUUUCACCAAUGAGAUGUGGGUCUCCGCUCCAUCAGGAUACCAAGAACAUUCUGACGCGUCAUUAUUGAAUGAUUUCAUGAAUGGAUUCGCAGCAGCUCCCAACUUCAAACCUCACAACCCGCACAGGCCAAGGAGAGGCUCGAGGUGGUCGAACUCUGGAGAGCGUUGGCAGGUCCAUCAGAACGACUCCUCGCACUCGUCAGAGCAAGCAGAAGCGGUGGAGCGCCCGUAUUCUCCGACAAAGCCAGGCCGAGGGUGGCAGCGGGGCAACGUGCGCCGUCAGAACAGAGGUGGAAGGAUGGAGCCCAGCAAGCAAGUAGCUCCGCCCACUUCAGAGGGGGGAAGGAAGGGAAACUUCAGCCAGAGGAGGAGAGAGAACCCGAGGUCGUGGGACAGAUCUGCUGGGAACAGUGGUAAUCCACCAAGUAAGUCGCCUCCUCGUAAGCCAUCUCCUCCUCUUGAGCUUGGGCCUACGAGCUUCCCUCCUCUUCCUCCAGCAAACGCUGCCAUAGCAACCGAACCUGCAGCUAACGGCAACAUCAAGGGUCCAGUCAAAUGCAGCGCCGCCUUUACAUCAGCGCCAACAAGUUCACAAGAGCCUCAGCCAGCGUCACAGCAGAAUGUGGAGAGUGCAGAGACGGCGAGUGAGGCCGAACCCGCUCAGCUCACACAGGAACCAGCCACAGAGUCCAAAAAACCAAGCUACGCUGAGAUCUGCCAGAGGGCGUCGUCCAAUGAGCCGGUCCCGCCUGCUGACCAGGCCUCCUCAGAGGCAGAGCACACCCUAACCCAGCCGGGCCACACCUCUGAACCUGGCUCGGUUACCACGGUGAUCAGAUAAGAUGGAGAAACAGACACCUAUGAAUUUUUUUCUUUUUUCUUUUUCUUUCUGUCUUAUAAGCUGAAAGUGUAUUAUUGUACUGUCCUAACUGUGCAGACAGGCUGCGCGGGGGUCCGGGGACGUUAACCACUCAGGAUGUCAACGCAACAUUUCAGUUUUUACACAGGAAGCUGGAGAGAAUCUGUAAAUGUUGCUUUUCUGCCUUAUGUUAGUUUUAUUUCUUGGUUUGUGGUUCAGGUCAGUUGAUCGAGCGCCAGGUUCCGUUUUGAUUUGGUCUUGUUUUGCUGAUGGCACUGGCACUUCUCUCCCAGCUGUCCCAGUGUGUGUGUGUGUGUGUGUGAUCAUUUCUCGCUGUACAGGAUGUUCUGCCAUGAUCCUGAACCUGUUUUGGUGGUUUUUACUUCCAUACAUCUGUGUUAUGCUUUAGCCUACAGGGCGGCUGUGAUGAUUUUUUUUUUUUUUUUUUUUUUUUUUCCAGAUGUUAGUGCUCGUUACUCAGUUUGUUUCCGUUUCAGAUGAGGGCGAGGUGUCACGGCCUGUAAUGAACCGAGGUCCAGUGUGCGUUAGUGAGUACUAGGAGGGUCACACCUCUGUAUUGAUUUGAUCUUGCUCGUCAAGCAAUCAGAUUGACCUUAAAAGUAUGUUCCCUUGAAAAGCUCUGAAUAUCGAUCCUUUAUUUCUGCAUGAUUUUUUUUUAUUUCGUUUUAGAAUUUAAUUUAUGCCAGAUUUUUAUUUACGUUAGACAGGAGUGCAUUUGUGUAUUAAAGCUUUAGUCUCAUCUGUGUUGACAAAGAAGUCUGUUGGAUGUACCUGAGUGUCACAGCGUCCACAGGACACAGGUCAUCCCAUGAAGGGAAGCAUGCUUUUGGUUAGUGAGUGUCCAUAAGGAAGUCCAGCGCAGAGAACUUGAACUGUGUUUGAUUGUCUGGAGUCCAAUGUUCUUCUGUUCAAAAUAUAACAUUUUAAAUGUGAAGCGGUUGUCAUGGAGAAGGAGCAGGUGUGGUUGUGGCACAUGUUACUUUGCCUGUACAGAUGUACAUAAUACUGAACAAAUA